GCGGUUAGGAGGACGUCCAGUAGUGCUGGAACCACAAAGGACGCUUCUGAGCUGUGAAUGAAGCGCUCUACAGAGGGCGGGCGAACUUAAAGCGGAUUCCCUCGCUUCCGGUGGACUUCAAAGUUCACAGGACGGGUAGGUUUAAAGUGCCCAGACAAAGGCAAGGCUGUUGAUUGGUUACCAGUCAGUGCAUUCACAUGUAAAUCAGCCCUCAUAAAUGUCCCCCUUCAAUAGCCCACUUUGAACAGUAUAUGUAGUACAUGUUAGCACAGACUUUUGUCUUGAAUUGGACCCGCCGACCAUCUGCCCCCCAUUCAGAUCAGACGUCCUUUCAGCGGUCUCUAAUACUGCAGCAAUAUGGCCCCUGCGUCCCGCAGUAACAGAGAAGAGGAGGAUUUUUACGGAAUAAAAGACAGAAAGACGAGGAAGCCGCUGGUGGAGAAAAAGAGACGCGCCCGCAUCAAUGAAAGUUUACAUGAGCUGAGGCUACUGCUAGCCAACCCGGAUGCGCAGGGUAAAAUUGAGAAUGCAGAGGUGUUGGAAAUGACCGUGAAGCGCGUGGAAAGUAUCCUGCAGAACAAAGCGAAGGAAGUUGAAAGUGUGAACCGCGAAGCUAAAGAGCGGUUCGCCGCGGGCUACAUCCAGUGCAUGCACGAGGUGCACACCUUCGUGUCCAGCUGUCCGGGAAUCGACGCGACCAUCGCCGCCGACCUGCUCAACCACCUCCUGGAGUGCAUGCCUCUGAAAGACGAGGAUCGCUUUCAGCACACACUGUCAGAUCUCGUGUUGGACUCUAGUAAUUGUGGCACUUGGCCUGGCGAGGCGACUUACGCUGCGUUGUCGCCCGGUGACAGGAGCGAGGUCAGCAGCGGCUCCUCAGCCUUGUCCCCGGUCCCCUCCAGCACCUCCGGCGACGACCUUUGCUCGGACCUGGAUGACACGGACACGGAGCACAGCCGAGUCUGGGUGGAAACCGGGGAUCAAGCGCCAAGCGUGGCAACCGUGCAUCUCUCCAAGCCCAUGUGGAGACCGUGGUAGACAAAUCAAAGUCGAUUCAUGAACAGUGUAUUUUUAGUUAGAGCUUUUAUAACAUGCAGUAGUCCAGGAGUAACUUAACUUUAUGAUAAGACCACGGACAGUUCUACAUAGGAAUAGGGCAGCUGCAACAAUUUUUUGUUUGUUUGUCAUCGACCUGUGGUUAACUUACCCCUCAGAAGCUCUUCUUGGUGCAACAAUGUGCAUUUCAGUCCAGUCUUACGCAAAAAAAGUAUGUUUAUUUAAUUGUGUAUAACACUUUAAGGAUAGAUAAGGUCCAGGGAGUAUUUCCCCAUCUUUAAUUAUCGUAGACUAGGAUGUAAAUAUUUCAAUGUCGUGGAUAUAGAUUAAAAAAGAUGUAUGUUAUCAUUACGAUGAAGUAGACAAAUUUUGAAAAACAAAAUGGAAAUAUCAGAUGUUAUGACGUUUAAUGUGUUUUAUAUGUGAUUUGUGAUUUCAAUAAAACAUUUUGAUUUCCUUACUGUAAAAA
Messenger RNA from Carassius gibelio (silver crucian carp), 1525 nucleotides. Its product is annotated as transcription cofactor HES-6-like. The record is from RefSeq and is a predicted model, not a curated record. Bases 358 to 1038 code for a protein of 226 amino acids. Gene Ontology annotation, molecular function: RNA polymerase II cis-regulatory region sequence-specific DNA binding; DNA-binding transcription factor activity, RNA polymerase II-specific; protein dimerization activity. Gene Ontology annotation, biological process: regulation of neurogenesis; anterior/posterior pattern specification; regulation of transcription by RNA polymerase II. Gene Ontology annotation, cellular component: nucleus. The transcript is spliced from 5 exons. Lineage: Eukaryota; Metazoa; Chordata; Actinopteri; Cypriniformes; Cyprinidae.